UCACAUUAUCAGGUCGAAAGUAGUUCUCAAACAUUUUUAGUCAUAACGUUAGAAAAGCUCUUGAAAAAUUAUCAGUAAAAGUAGACAAAAAGAAAGCAGAAAGCUACAAAAAUGGAAUUCGGCGAUAGGGUUUUUGACCGUAUGGAUGAGUGGACCAAGGCAACUCAAGACAAACCCGGCGAAAUGGGACGCAUCUUGGCCGUACUUCUGACCAUCAUAGUAAUCUGCUACGCGAUUGUCGUGGUGUCUCGCAUUGUGGUGUCCCUGGCCGUGCCAACCCUGGUUAUAGUGGGUCUACUGCUGGCCUAUCGCUUUGUAACCCCCUCCGAAAUGGAAGAUGGUCUCAAGGAGGUUCCCGGUAUACUUACAACAUUUACGGACUUUAUUACUGGCAUUUUUCACAAGGCGAUUACAAACUAGAAGGCCUUGGGACAUGUGGUGUUCGUAAAUUGUUAAUGGGUAUAUUGAACCAUAUUCGGAAGUAAUCGAGGCUAAUUUUGUAAUU
Drosophila suzukii is the source of this 505-nucleotide messenger RNA. RefSeq lists its product as uncharacterized. Lineage: Eukaryota; Metazoa; Arthropoda; Insecta; Diptera; Drosophilidae. The record is from RefSeq and is a predicted model, not a curated record.